CUCAUUCACUCGAAAAAAAAACCCUAGAAGAGAGUCACAAAACCCCCCCGGCGGCGAAAAUGAAGUACAACCCACGCGUGACCUCAUCCCGGAGGAAGAACAGGAAGGCUCAUUUCACGGCGUCGUCAAGCGAGAGGCGUGUAAUAAUGAGCUCAGCUCUCUCCGCCGACCUCCGCCAGAAGUACAACGUCAGAUCCAUGCCGAUCCGCAAAGACGACGAGGUCCAGAUCGUUCGUGGUACCUACAAGGGACGUGAGGGAAAGGUUGUUCAGGUGUACCGUCGCAAAUGGGUGAUUCACAUCGAGAGGAUCACGAGGGAGAAGGUGAACGGAACCACCGUGAACGUAGGGAUUCAGCCGUCGAAGGUGGUGAUUACUAAGCUCCGUCUUGAUAAGGAUAGGAAAUCGCUUUUGGAGAGGAAGGCAAAGGGUCGUGCUGCUGCUGAUAAGGAGAAGGGUACCAAGUUCACUUCUGAGGAUGUUAUGCAGAACGUUGAUUAAGUGAUUAGAGCUUCUUUUUCACUGAAGAAAAAGGUUUCGUCUUUUAGUUAUUUUAUCAAUUGCUCUUUUAUCGUAAGUUUUGUUUUUCUGGAAUGUUUCUUUAUGGUCUUGGACAUGACAACGGAUUAUGUUUUGAUUUUGGAUAUCUGAAGUUUGGUUAUGGAGUUUUUGUCUCUUUUGCCUA
Molecule: messenger RNA, 684 nt
Organism: Capsella rubella
Lineage: Eukaryota; Viridiplantae; Streptophyta; Magnoliopsida; Brassicales; Brassicaceae
Product: 60S ribosomal protein L26-1
Exons: 1
Coding region: 60-500 (146 amino acids)
Biological process (GO): ribosomal large subunit biogenesis; cytoplasmic translation
Cellular component (GO): ribosome; cytosolic large ribosomal subunit
Molecular function (GO): RNA binding; structural constituent of ribosome
Source: RefSeq, a predicted model, not a curated record